GGCAAUGUCUGUGUUUUAUUGUCUUCUGCAGGAGCAAAUAAAUGCUGAAAAGAUCAGUACCUGAGUCGACUACUUCCAUGCCCUAAACACAUCUGUUACAUUGGUGCCGUGACCCGGAUCUUCAGAUCAGCUUGAUGCUCGUCGCCGUGGAUGCUGUGCUGACGUCCUGAUCCGCCUUUGUACUCUUCAUGGUCAUAUCAGGUUUUUAAAAGAUUGUGAACUAGGGCAGAGUGUAAAAAAAAAAAAAAAAAAAAAAAAGUCCACUUUUGACAAUCAAGAAUUUUGAAUUCUUGUUUUCUUUUGUUUUUGCUGGGUUUUGGUUCUAAAUACACAACGCAAGUACAUUUAUUGGUUGUAAACGGCCGUUAAAGUAAACAUGGAUGAGUUUGCUAGCCCGAGUCUGCCAAAGGGCAGGGGCACUUGGCUCAGUUAUGUUGCUGACAGUAGGGAUGUGGGACACUCUAAGGUAACACCGGAUAACCGUGAUAGAGCCCAGCUCAGCUCAGAGCCCAGAUUGUACUCCCGUUGGUGGGUUAAUGAGGGGUCCUCUCACGUCUACUCCUAGCAGUGAUGCUGAUGUCAUACACCAUCUCACAGCCAUGGUAGGGCAGUUAGGUGCCCAAAUUGGUGAGUCCAUUGUCGAAAAGUUAAUGUCAGCUGGUGUUGUAAACAUGACCAGUGAGCACCAGACCACUACUGAUCAGACCACACACACUAAUGUUGAUCAACAUGACCGUCCUCCACAGGUGACAGUCCAUGUGAAUUCUGAUAAAGGAUUGCAGACAUUCAGAGGUGACAGUACCGACAAAUACCCAGUCCAGGAUUGGAUUGACAUGACUAAAACACAUCUCAGAAAACGACAGAUUCCUGUUUGUGACCAAGCAGAGGAAGUAAUGAGUCAUUUAAUGGGCAAAGCCAGAGAUGUGGUGAAGAUUUCCUUGCGUAGUGAUCUUGCGCUCGAUGUCGAACCUGAACGGAUAUAUAAUGUUCUCCUCCACUACUUCAGUGUUGCUCCCUCAUGUCUUCCCCUCGCAGAUUCUAUGCUACUUUGCCCAAGCACAGAGAAAACCCAGUUGACUACUGGAUAAGACUGAACAAAGCAGCCGACCUUGCACUUGAGGGUUUGUGCAGACAAGGGAAGCGGACGGAGAACAUGAAUGAUGAAGUGGCUCUCAUGUUUGUCAAGCACUGCCCUGACCCAGAACUGUCCUGCACUCUAAAGUUUAAACUACUUCACGAAUGGACCGCACGGGAUGUUCAGUCGAGGAUUGAUGAUUAUCAGCGUGAGUUGAGGGCUCGGGGCGGCGCCACUGAUACCGUACCACUGAAAAACUACAUCACUGCAGUCGCUUCUGAGCAACCUAGUCAGCCGUUGAGUGAUAGGGCGAUGUCUGCGCAGUACCUUUCUGCGAGCCCUUCAUCUCCCCCUCUCCAGAUUCAGCACCAGCAAGUGUGUCAUCCUAAUCCAGUUCAAGGCGAACCCUGUCAUGAAAGGAAUCUCCCGCAGUCAGAGGAGAGGCUUCUCACUCGUAUGGUCGACAUGUUUCAGGAGAUGAUGGAGAAAAUGCAGCCACGGAACACUUUGCGUCCAACUCUAGGUGGGCGGUUCCAGCAUGUGUCCCAUGAAAAGCGUUCAAGGGAGGCAGUUUGUAAGGUCUGUAAUGAUUCAAGCCACACCACCAUUUCACAUUGUAUGUCUGACCGACUUUGUUUUGCCUGCCACGCCCCCGGCCACACCAAACUAAACUGCACUGCCAAAACCUCAACUCAAUUCCAGACGGAGGGAAACUAGUCGACUUGUAUUCGGAAGGGGGCAAUACAAGUCGCACAACAAACUCCCAAAUAGAUGACAUGUUUGAUGCUGAGACGGUGUACACCUCUGUGAGAGACUCGUGUGAUGAAUCUCAGGUUGUUGUUUUCCAGAAUAUUCACAGAGUUGGCAGUAGUGACAGUCUUUUCUACACACCUGCGGUACUGGGUGGAACGGUUGCAAUAGGUGGCAUUUUGGACAGCGGCUCCAUGGCGUGUAGCAUUAGUGAAACAGCUGAGAUGAAACUGAGAGAUGCUGGAGUGAUAACCGACCAGAAACAGAUAGAUGUCAAUGUAGUCCUUGUGGGAUGUGGGGGACUUCGUGUGAGGCCCAAAUGUGCUUUUGGCGUGGAGAUGGAAGUGUAUGGUUGUAAGAUGUUUGUUCCAACACUCGUUGUCCCGGGACAGCAUGACGAGUUGAUCAUAGGGACAAAUGUUAUAAAAUACAUCCUGCAUCAAUCUAAAUCCUGCGAAUCCUAUUGGAGGACAGUGUCUGGCCCCUGCCCAGACAGAGACCCAGACGCUGAACAUUUCCUGUCUAUGCUCUCGGGUUUGAGUCCAUGGAGAGGUAGUGAUGUACCGGACAAUGUCGGUACAGUCAGGUGUAACUCAGCGACCUGUCUCGAGCCUGGCCGUGAAUAUCUCAUCUGGGGAAAACUACCCAAGAACACUCCUAUUUCACCAGGUAGCACCGUCAUGACAGAGCCCACUUCAUCCCGCUCGGCUCCCGGAGGGGUUCUGGUCGCAAAGAUUGUAACCACACUUUGGGGAGACGGGCAGGUUCCGCUGAAGCUCAUAAAUACAUCUGACAGACCUGUGCUCUUGAGGCGAAAUGCAAAACUAGCUGAUGUUUUUACAUGUGCAGCGCUCGAGGACAUGGAUGUUGUUGAACCGAUAGAGGUGGCCGGAUGCACUCAAUCAGCCAUGCCUCCUAUUACUGAUGCAGGCUCCGCCAAGGAAAAGCUUUGCUCAAUUGGGCUCAGUACUGUUGACGUUGAGUCGUGUGAAGUGUCUGUAAACUGUAAGACGAAGAUGGCUAACCUUGUGAUGCAGUAUGAGGACAUCUUUUCGCGCCAUCAUCUCGAUUGUGGAGAGGCAAAGGACUUUGUACAUCGCAUACACCUGUCAGAUAACAGACCAUUCAGACUCCCAUACAGGAGAGUGCCCCCUGGCCAGUACCAAAAGUUGCGCCAGGUACUAAGCGAGAUGGAGGAAAAGGAGAUCAUCAGAAAGUCAACUAGCGAAUACGCCUCACCGUUGGUGCUUGUGUGGAAGAAGAACGGGGAUCUACGCAUCUGUGCAGAUUUUCGCUGGUUGAAUAAAAGGACACUGAAGGAUGCUCAUCCUCUUCCACACCAGGCAGAUUGUUUAGCAGCGCUGGGGGGGAACUGCCUCUUCAGCACAAUGGAUCUGACUUCCGGCUUUUACAACAUGCCACUCCACGAGGACGACAGGAAGUACUCUGCCUUUACCACCCCCAUGGGUCAGUAUGAGUACAACCGUCUGCCGCAGGGCCUUUGCAACAGUCCCGGGAGCUUUAUGCGCAUGAUGACGAGCAUUUUCGGUGACCAAAACUAUUUGAGUCUCUUAUGCUACUUGGAUGACUUGCUAGUGUUUGCACCUGAUGAGGAGACUGCCUUGCUGCGCCUGGAGAUGGUGUUUAAGAGGCUGCGUAGACACAACUUGAAGUUAUCUCCUAAAAAGUGCUUCUUCCUCAGGAGGUCUGUAAGGUUUCUUAGCCACUUGAUGCGAAUGGUGUUUCAACAGACCCCAGCAAGGUUGAAAGCAUCACUAACAUGGUGAGCACUGACCUCAUGGAGUCUGAUGGUGUGACUCCGUCCCCAAAGCGCAUACGGUCUUUCUUAGGGAUGGUAAAUUACUAUCAACACUUCAUGCCCGGUUACUCUGCUAUGGCCAAGCCGCUGUUCGACCUGUUGAAAGGUGCAAAGAGGAGAGGUAAACAACCCAAAAACAAACUGUCGAGCAGGAAGUUGUGUGUGGCUGAUUGGACACCUGAGCAGGGACAGGCUUUUGAAAGUCUGAAAGCUUCACUGGUCCACAGUGUUGUCUUAGCUCACCCCGAUUUCAACCGUCCCUUCAUGCUGUCAACCGAUGCGUCCUUGGAUGGCAUAGGUGCGGUUUUGUCCCAAAUCCAGGAGGGCGAAACACGGGCCAGACCUAUUGCUUUUGCCGGCAAGUCGUUAUCCCGGUCCCAAAAGAACUACCCAGGUCAUCGGUUGGAGUUUCUAGCCUUGAAGUGGUCAAUCUGCGAAAAGUUCAGUCACUGGCUGAAAGGUCACAAAUUCACUGUCUGGACGGAUAACAACCCGUUGACGCACAUUCUGACAAAGCCGAAGCUAGAUUGUUGUGAGCAACGCUGGGUUGCCAAGUUGGCAAGUUACGACUUUGAUAUCAAGUACGUUCCGGGGCCACAGAACAUAGUAGCUGAUGCCCUGAGUCGUGUGCCGUUCGUCAAGGCGAGUGUUGGUCACAGGCUGCUCGCUGAACCCUAUGCGAGUCUCCUCGCAGAAGUCAAAGACAUGUCAAGUUUCUCUGUCCAAAAUGCUUUUCGGUCAUCCAGUCAUGACAGGGAGCCCUCCCCUUUGAGUAACAAUGCCCAGUCUGCAUGCAGUCCACUGCGUAUGCACAUUCAGUCUGUUGCAAAGGAGGACGUGUCUGCUGUAUUACAGUCACGCGUUGGAUGGGAGGAUGGUCCGAGGUUCCGUGCCCUUGAGGUGUUGCAGCACUUACCUCAGUUGUUUCCUCCUGGACAAGACGCCUUACCUGCUUACACUGUGAAGGACCUCUGUGAUAUGCAGUCCGAAGACAGGACCCUCUCUCGUGUUCUGUCUUACGUUGAGAGACAUCGGAGGCCUUCUAGAAGGGAAAGAUUCAAUGAGUCUGUUCUGGUCACACGGUACCUGAAGCACUGGGAUAGGCUGACCGUGAAGGAUGGCGUGCUGUACAGGACUUCAAGAGAUCAGAAGACCAAAGCAAAGUGCUUUCAAUACAUUGUCCCUGACUCACUGAAGACUGAGGUUCUGCAAGGGAUUCACGAUAGGGCUGGACAUCAAGCUCAGUCCAGGAGUCUGAGCUUGGCGAGACAGAGGUUUUUCUGGCCAAACCUUGACAGAGAUGUAAGAGACUAUGUUCGUCAUUGUCAGCGAUGCAUCGUAAGCAAGACAGUCGAGCCUGAAGGACGGGCCCCGCUGGAGAGUAUAAUGACAACCCGGCCGCUGGAGUUGGUCUGCAUUGACUUUUGGUCGGCUGAAGACUCCAGGAACAGGUCUGUUGACGUUCUGGUGAUAACUGAUCAUUUCACGAGAAUGGCUCAGGCAUUUUCAUGUAAAGACCAGACAGCUAAACAGGUGGCUAGGGUUCUAUGGGACCGGUAUUUCUGUGUCUUUGGAUUCCCAGAAAGAAUCCAUAGUGAUCAGGGUGCUAACUUUGAGAGUCUGCUGAUUGGUGAGCUUCUCAGGAUCUCAGGUGUCAAGAAAUCACACACAACCCCCUAUCACCCAAUGGGGAAUGGGAGUGUGGAACGUUUCAACCGAACCCUGGGUGGUAUGAUUCGAGCACUGCCCCCGGAAGAGAAGGCUGACUGGCCUCGGCGCUUACAGACCUUAACGUUCAUGUACAACUGUACGGAACAUGAGACGACAGGUUACUCCCCAUUCUACCUCAUGUUUGGUCGGAUCCCCUGCCUACCUGUGGAUGUCCUCUUUCGUGCUGUUCUUCAUGACUCUGCUGUGGUGAGCUAUGAGAAGUAUGUGGCCAGUCUCGCCAACGAUCUGAAGGAAUCAAUGGUCAUUGCUCAGGUUCAUGCUACAAAGGAGCAGAAUCGACAUGCCCAGCUGUACAACAGGAGAGUAAAGGGAUCCAAUUUAAACAUGGGUGACAGGGUGCUCCUGGCCAACAGGAAGGAGAGGGGUAAAAAGAAGCUUGCUGACAGGUGGGACUCGACAGUCUACACUGUGGUAGAUGUGAAUACAGAGACACACACAUACAGGAUCCGCGACACAAUCACUGGACGGGAGAAGGUGGUCCACAGGAACUUGCUGAUGCUGGUUAAUUUUCUUCCUGUGGGGGAUACAUGUGACAUAUCAGAUCUGGCCUCAUCCUUGCUCGGUACGGGGUCCUCCGUUUCAGGACAUGAUGGUGGCGAGGCAGAAGAGACCUCGUCUGGGAGAGGGAGGGAGUCUCUCAGUGUGGCUAGUCAAAGCUUUGACACUGAAGGUGACAGUGAGUCCCCUGUGACUGUGACGGACGGACAGGGUCCCUUGACCGAUGCGGUGCCCGUGGAUUCGGAGAGCAGAACCAUUGAAUGGAUUACUCAGUUGUCUGGGCCAAGCCUGGCUGAGGCGUGCAUUGUUGACAUGAGUGUUGCUUCUGAUCCCCAGAACGCAACUAUCUCACUUGAGGGCAGCACCACUGAUCAAUCUGUGACUUGUUAUUCUUGCCCUUCGACUGCUGCGGACGUCUCGACAGAUCUUAGGCAGUCAGACUUUGCACUCGAUACCAUGACACAGACAGAUAACACGUCUGAUUCUUUGCAUACUGUGGUCCAGGUCUCACCCGCACACCCUGGUCGUUUUAAUGCGCAGGUCAGGUCAAGAUUUGGUCGCUUAAUCAAUCCUGUGAAUAGGCUUAUACAGACUAUGUCCAGGCAGGAUGUUGUCCAGGAAUAGCUUGAGGUUGUUACCUUUUAAUACUAUGAGUGGGUGGCUUAUGCCUUUUUAUGGCUGAAAAACGUGUGUUGGUAUAAUGUUUCACUGUCCUUAUUGUUUUUUUGUCAUGAGCCUGUACUGCAUUGCACUUUGUGUUUGGGUCUUGUGGGGUGUACAAGGCACCCUGUUGCCAGUUGUUGGGUUGAGAGGCCUGCGCUGCUCUCAUACCACUUCAUCCUUAUGGGAUACAUUUUUUUUGUUGGUUUUCUGGAUGUUGGCCCUUUGUGAGUUGUCAAUUUGUAAUGUUUUCUAUGGCGUGCAAUCGGUGAUGAGCA
Molecule: messenger RNA, 6811 nt
Organism: Gasterosteus aculeatus aculeatus (three-spined stickleback)
Lineage: Eukaryota; Metazoa; Chordata; Actinopteri; Perciformes; Gasterosteidae
Source: RefSeq, a predicted model, not a curated record